UUGUAUUGUGUUAUUUCAUAGUGAGAAGCAUUAGAUCGUUACUGAGCUGCACUUGCGUGUGCACGUGUACACAGAAGGUUAGAUUAUAGCGGAAAGUUGACUGACUGACUGACUGAGCGGAGCUGAACUGUAAUUGUGAAUCACGCAGCUUCGUCCAAUCCCCGCUCUCUGUGGGCGGGGCCAUGAGCGCGGUUUCACAUAAACCAGCUUGUCUGUUCGGAGAACCAAAAACAGACUCUAGACCGAAGAUGCUUUAGCAGCUUGACAGUCCGAGUGACACUGAAGGCUCCUCGCUUUGCUAUGCAGUCAGUGGACACCCCGGUGCUGGCCAAGGCGCCCGCUGUGGCGCUGUUCGCGGACAGGAUGGGGGACAGCGUGAACCAGAGCGGCUGGCCGACGGCGAACAGAAGUUUGGCGGAGCAGCACAAGUUCAGCAGCCUGGAGGACAUCGACGUGUCGGCGGACGGCAGCCCCGCGCUGAGGAUCAUCAUCUCCACCGUGUACUCGGCCGUGUGCGCCGUGGGGCUCGUGGGCAACCUGCUGGUGUUCCUGCUGAUGAAGAUCAAGCAGGGGCGCAAGACGAACGCGGUGAACUUCUUCGUGGUCAACCUGGCCGUGACGGACUUCCAGUUCGUGCUCACGCUGCCCUUCUGGGCCGUGGACACGGCGCUGGACUUCAGCUGGCCCUUCGGAGACGCCAUGUGCAAGAUCAUCCUCUCGGUCACCGUGAUGAACAUGUACGCCAGCGUCUUCUUCCUCACGGCCAUGAGCAUCGCGCGCUACUGGGCCGUGGCCUCCGGGCUGAAGCGGCGUGGCGCGCGACGCAGUGCGCUCUCCGUGAAGUGGGUGUGCGCCGUGCUGUGGAUUUUGGCCACCGUGGCCACGGCGCCCACCUCCGUCUUCUCCACUGUGACGGUGGUGGCGGGAGAAAAGCUCUGCCUCCUCAGGUUCCCGGAGGGCCACCGCUGGCUGGCGUUGUACCACCUCCAGAAGAUCCUGGUCGCCUUCAUCCUGCCCAUGACCAUCCUCUCCAUCUGCUACCUGUUGCUGCUGAGGUUCAUCCGCCGCAGGGGCAUGAAGAGCAGCCGUCCGAGGAGGCGAUCCACCGUGACCAAGUCGGUGACGGUGGUGGUUCUGUCCUUCUUCAUCUGCUGGAUGCCCAACCACGCCAUCACGCUGUGGGGCGUCCUGGUGAAGUUUAAUGCGGUCUACUGGGACAAAACGUAUUACCUGGUCCACACCUACGUGUUCCCGCUGACUGUGUGUCUGGCUCAUGCGAACAGCUGCCUGAACCCCGUGCUGUACUGCUUAAUGCGCAGAGAGGUCAGGAAGAUGCUGAAGAAACUCUUCUGGCGAUUCUCCUCACCUGCCAUGUCCGGCGGAGGCGCAGCCAUCAACCCGCAGCGGGACAAUGCGCGCGCUCGAAUCCCUUUAAACACUAUCGACACCGAAAUCUGUCACAUAUCCAGGCCGCCUGCACAGCUGCUGCCAUCGAUCCUCACUCCCCAUUCCUGUCCCCACCACGGCGUGCUCUCGGACUAACGACUCUGCUGAAGCAACGUUGAUGUGACACAGCGGAAUGGUCACUGUGAGUGGCCUGUCGUGGAAACAAGACCUAAAAAUGAUUCAUUGAUUGAUUGAUUUGUUUGUUUAUUAUACACAGAAAUAUUCUUCGUCUGAUCUGGUCGCCUAAAUGUGGGCUAAACACGGAGAGGAAACAUCUUUACACAUUCAUUAAUUCAUUUAUUUAUGUAUUUGUUUGUUUGUUUGUUUAUUUUAAAUUAAAUGAUUCUUCAUCUGAUCUGGUCGCCUAAAUGAACGUCACACAUGCACCGUUGUGAGAGGAAACAUAUAUUUAUUUGUUUGUUUAUUUGUUAUAAAUAAAGGGAUUCGUCGUCUGAUCUGUUUGCCUAAAUGGUGGUUAUACACGUCCAGUUAGUUAUGAGGAGUAUAUUUUUACAUGUUUAUUUAUUUAUUUAUUUAUUUAUUUAUUCAUUCAUUCAUUCAUAAAAUCUUCGCCUGAUCUGUUUGCCUAAGUGUUGGUUAAACAUCUCCAGUUGUGAGGAAUAAAAUCUAUUUUGAAUUAUUUAUUUAUUUGCUUGUUUGCUUGUUUUAAAUAAAGGGGCUCCUCCUCCGAUCUGUUGCCUAAGUGUUUAUUAUAAAUGACCUGUUAUCUUUGAAAUAUCCAUUUAUUUCUUAUAAAUAAAGAGGUUCUUCACCUGA
This is a messenger RNA of Pygocentrus nattereri (red-bellied piranha), 2223 nucleotides long. It is a transcript of the gene rxfp3.3a2, whose product is annotated as relaxin family peptide receptor 3.3a2. The coding region runs from base 301 to 1542 and encodes 413 amino acids. The transcript has a single exon. Gene Ontology annotation, molecular function: G protein-coupled receptor activity. Lineage: Eukaryota; Metazoa; Chordata; Actinopteri; Characiformes; Serrasalmidae. The record is from RefSeq and is a predicted model, not a curated record. Gene Ontology annotation, biological process: immune response; G protein-coupled receptor signaling pathway. Gene Ontology annotation, cellular component: membrane.